GACAGUGGUUCCGAGAAGGGAAACGCUUUUCGUUGAUGUUUGGUGGUGUCAGUGUACCACUAUUUGAGUGCAACGUUCUUCCUAUCUAUCAACGAUAGCAACGCUUGUUACUUCACACCUUAAAACGUCAAAAUGGCCUACGAAAUCAUACAUAUAUCCAGUGAAGAUCUUGUGCGGGCCUAUGUCGGAAAGUACAAAGAGUUCAGGCUUCUAUCUCUGCAAGUCGCACCUGAAGCUUUUGCAUCCAGUUACUCUAGAGAAGCCGCGUUCCCAGACGAAGUAUGGUACGAACGUCUUGCAAAUCCACACGCAGCUACAUAUUUUGCGCUUGAAAAUUCUAAAAUCAUCGGUACUGUUUCAGUCCUUGGUCCAUUGAUUUAUGGUCCGGAAGACAUGACGGUCCUUGGAAACCCAUGGCAAGCGAUUGGUGAUAAAACAUCCAACAUACAAGCAAUGGGCCAUUACCGAAUGAACGGAGUGUUUACUCUACCAGAUGUUCGUGGGCAAGGAGUCGGCAAAGCACUUGUUGAAGCAGCCUUAAAAUAUGCAGGAGGUCAAGCAGCGGUACAGGGCAAAGCGUUUGUAUGCAGUAUUGUAGUAGAGUCCGAUAAUGCUGGAGCUCAGCGAUUGUAUGAAAGGUGUGGUUUUGUGGCCAUGAAAGAGGUGCCGAAUGGAGAGACGUCCGUCAUACUCAUGAAAAUACCAGGCUAGAGGUCAUGGAUUUAGCAUUCUGGUCUUCCUCCAUACAGAUACCUGCAAGGCUUAGAUGACUGCAGAAUUUCCAAGUAGCUGGUUGGCA
Botrytis cinerea B05.10 is the source of this 799-nucleotide messenger RNA. RefSeq lists its product as hypothetical. Gene Ontology annotation, molecular function: acyltransferase activity, transferring groups other than amino-acyl groups. The record is from RefSeq and is a predicted model, not a curated record. Lineage: Eukaryota; Fungi; Ascomycota; Leotiomycetes; Helotiales; Sclerotiniaceae. The transcript has a single exon. The coding region runs from base 133 to 711 and encodes 192 amino acids.